Molecule: messenger RNA, 357 nt
Organism: Lecanosticta acicola
Lineage: Eukaryota; Fungi; Ascomycota; Dothideomycetes; Mycosphaerellales; Mycosphaerellaceae
Source: the annotation of a GenBank genome assembly
AUGCGAAACAAGAACGCUCACGAUGUGGAGUAUCCCGCCAUGCAGGAAACAGCGCCGGGAUCUCUGACUGCGGAGACGUUCAGCAAUCCAUGGGCUGGUCAUACUGUUGAAGAUCUAGACGCCUGGUGUAUGGACGCCGUGAAAAGCACAGAACGAAAUGAGCCAGGCCCAAUCUUUAUUCUGGAUAAAGAAGGGUUCGCCGGGCAGACGGUGAUCCUGGCGGACAGACAUGUACGUUUCGAGGAAGGCGAUGAAGCGGAUUACCAAGGGAACGAGAAUUUGAGUGUGCUUACGGAUGAAUGGGACAAGACAGGAUCAGAUUGCCCUGGUAGAGUGCAGAGAAGAUGUGGUCGAUGA